Messenger RNA from Archocentrus centrarchus (flier cichlid), 1450 nucleotides. RefSeq names its product proteasome 26S subunit, non-ATPase 13 (gene psmd13). The coding region runs from base 106 to 1242 and encodes 378 amino acids. Gene Ontology annotation, molecular function: structural molecule activity. The transcript has 13 exons. NCBI's taxonomy places the organism in Eukaryota, Metazoa, Chordata, Actinopteri, Cichliformes, Cichlidae. Gene Ontology annotation, biological process: ubiquitin-dependent protein catabolic process. Gene Ontology annotation, cellular component: proteasome regulatory particle, lid subcomplex; nucleus; cytosol. The record is from RefSeq and is a predicted model, not a curated record.
CAGCAGCGGCGCAGACCAUUACCACAACACGACAGGCUGCUUGGCGUUAGCUAAAAACUCAACAACACGUAUUAGUUUAGAAUUAAACUACAUUUUGUCGCUAUCAUGAAAGAUGUUACCGGGUACCUCAAGCAGCAGCAGAGUAACAGCCCCACGCCGGAGUUGGCGUCGGAAUGGCACGCGCUGGAGGAUUUGUACAACAAAAGAUUGUGGCAUCAGUUGACGCUGAGGCUGAUGGUUUUUGUCAGAGAUCCCUGCUUCAAAACAGGAGAUGGUAUCAUACAGCUAUAUGAAAAUUUCAUCAGUGACUUUGAACACAGAAUCAAUCCAUUGUCCCUGGUGGAAAUUUUACUCUUCGUUGCCAGACAGAUGUCAGAUCAAAAAGAUGCCAUCGUUUUUCUUGAAAAGACCAGGGAAAAGGUGAAAAGCAGCGAGGAAGCGGUCAUUCUCUGCAAGACCGCCAUCGGCAAUCUUAGGCUUGAGAUCAACGAUGUUCCUGCCACAAAGAAAGAAAUUGAAGAAAUUGAGGAAAUGUUGAACAACUUGCCUGGAGUGACGUCAGUCCACGGCCGGUUUUAUGACCUCUCCAGUAAAUACUAUCGCCUCGUUGGGGACCACGCCGCCUACUACAAGGAUGCCCUGCGCUACCUGGGCUGUGUGGACAUCAGAUACUUUCCAGAAACAGAGAGGCAGGAGAGGGCGUUCACGCUCGGGCUGGCUGGACUCUUAGGAGAGGGAGUUUACAACUUUGGAGAGCUGCUGAUGCAUCCUGUGCUCGAGUCCCUGAGGAACACAGACAAACAGUGGCUCAUUGAUACACUAUACGCCUUCAAUGCAGGAAAUGUGGAGAAAUUUCAGAGCCUAAAGUCUGCCUGGGGCCAACAGCCUGACCUCGCAUCACAAGAAGGGAAGCUCAUGCAGAAGAUUCAGCUGCUCUGCGUCAUGGAGAUGACAUUCACUCGUCCUGCAAAUCACAGACAGCUGACCUUCACUGAAAUUGCUCAGAGUGCCAAAAUCCCUGUUAAUGAGGUGGAGCUCCUUGUGAUGAAAGCUCUGUCUGUGGGCCUGAUCAAAGGUAACAUUGAUGAGGUGGACCAGAAGGUGCAGAUGACCUGGGUGCAGCCCAGAGUGCUGGACCUGCAGCAGAUCAAAGGGAUGAAGGAGCGUCUGGACUUCUGGUGCGGCGACGUUAAGAACAUGGCCAUGCUUGUAGAGCAGCAGGCCCACGACAUCCUCACCUAAACAGGAUUGUUCCAAAGUCCACAGAGGGAAACCUCACACAUCUGUUUUGUUUUUCUUUCUACUGGAUGUUCCUUCUUUUGUUACUGUCAUCAUAUAUUAACAGUCUGUAAAUUACACUGUAGUAUUUUACGAAAAUAAAACUUUUGGACCGUUCUCCCCACCAAUAUGUACUGGACUCAGUAAAAAAAUAAAAUCUUUACAAAAAUCA